AUGAAGGCAAGAGUCAAUUUUUGUUUAUUCAUAUGUGUUUUUGUUUGUUCCCUUAUUCUUGUGUAUCACCAUCAGGGAAGUGCCAUUUUUGCAAGUGGGAGCCCAUUUCCUCCCGUUGAGUAUGAGGGCAAAGUGUUUGUGCCUGGCCAGGCCAAUAAUGCAUACAUAUUUCCUGGAUUUGGUCUUGGUUUAAUAAUGUCUGGGACCACUCGAGUGCAUGAUGACCUGCUUUGGGCUGCCUCUGAGGCUUUGGCUGCACAAGUGAGCCAAGAGAACUUUGAUAAGGGACUCAUAUACCCACCAUUCACCAACAUAAGAAAGACUUCAGCACACAUAGCUGCCAAUGUUGCUGCUAAGGCUUAUGAGCUUGGCUUGGCCACUCGCCUUCCUCAACCUAAAGAUUUGGUGAAGUUUGCAGAGAGCUGUAUGUAUACCCCAGCCUACCGAAGCUACCGGUGAAGCGAUAAUAAAUAGCCUAUUUUUCUUUUUCCUUUUUGUUUUAUCAUUUUAUUGUGAAUAUUUUAAUUUUUUUACCUUCUUUAUGUUGCUGUUCUGUUCUUGUAAGUUAUUUGUUGGGUUAGUAGGUUAGGACGGUGGUAGUUGGACUAAAAAGGUAGCUUGAAAAUUUGUGUUAUGCUAUAAAUGUUAUGUGACAGUAAUCUAAAUUAGAAAA
Glycine soja is the source of this 673-nucleotide messenger RNA. RefSeq names its product NADP-dependent malic enzyme-like. Bases 1 to 459 code for a protein of 152 amino acids. Gene Ontology annotation, biological process: pyruvate metabolic process; malate metabolic process. Gene Ontology annotation, cellular component: chloroplast. NCBI's taxonomy places the organism in Eukaryota, Viridiplantae, Streptophyta, Magnoliopsida, Fabales, Fabaceae. The record is from RefSeq and is a predicted model, not a curated record. The transcript is spliced from 5 exons. Gene Ontology annotation, molecular function: NAD binding; malate dehydrogenase (decarboxylating) (NADP+) activity.